Messenger RNA from Rhinichthys klamathensis goyatoka, 2132 nucleotides. It is a transcript of the gene kpna6, whose product is annotated as karyopherin alpha 6 (importin alpha 7). Lineage: Eukaryota; Metazoa; Chordata; Actinopteri; Cypriniformes; Leuciscidae. Gene Ontology annotation, cellular component: nucleus; cytoplasm; nucleoplasm. The coding region runs from base 128 to 1741 and encodes 537 amino acids. Gene Ontology annotation, biological process: NLS-bearing protein import into nucleus. Gene Ontology annotation, molecular function: nuclear import signal receptor activity; protein binding. The transcript has 14 exons. The record is from RefSeq and is a predicted model, not a curated record.
CCUUCGGCUCUCCGUAGAUCACCGACAUAUUGUUUGUGAGAAGCAAAUUCUGGAAGACAAGGAGAGUGUUAAGAUUACAGCGUUGAUAUUACCAAUCAUCAAGGCGUAUAUCAGUAAAGAAAGUACGAUGGAGCCUUCAGGAAGUCCUGCGAAGGAUAACUUCAGGAUGAACCGCUAUAAGAACAAAGCACUCAACCUGGAUGAGAUGCGUCGAAGAAGAGAGGAGGAAGGCAUUCAGCUGAGGAAACAGAAACGAGAGCAACAGCUGUUUAAGAGGAGAAAUGUGGAGCUGCUAGGUGAAGAAGGGGGAAUGUUUGACAGUCCACUCAUGGAUAGCUAUGUCUCCUCCACCACAGCCCCAGAUGGAGUAAUUACAAGAGACAUGGUUGAAAUGCUCUUCUCAGAAGAUCCUGAACUACAGCUGGUCACAACACAGAGGUUCAGAAAACUACUUUCCAAAGAACCAAACCCACCUAUCGACGAGGUGAUAAGCACACAGGGAGUUGUGAAUAGAUUUGUUGAGUUCCUUCAGAAAAGUACAAAUUGCACAUUACAGUUUGAGGCUGCUUGGGCACUGACCAACAUCGCAUCUGGAACAUCUCAGCAAACAAAGUUUGUGAUAGAGGCCGGUGCCGUUCCUGUCUUUAUCGAGCUUCUCAACUCAGAGUUUGAAGACGUACAGGAGCAGGCUGUUUGGGCUUUGGGGAACAUUGCGGGAGACAGCGCUGUGUGCAGAGAUUAUGUGCUAAACUGUAAUAUCCUUCCACCUCUACUAAUGCUGCUGACCAAAUCAACUCGUCUUACAAUGACCAGGAAUGCUGUGUGGGCCUUGUCCAACCUCUGCAGAGGCAAAAGUCCACCCCCAGACUUUGAGAAGGUGUCUCCAUGCCUGCCUGUGCUGUCCCGUCUUUUGUUCAGCAGUGAUUCAGACCUGCUGGCUGAUGCCUGUUGGGCCCUCUCCUAUCUCUCUGAUGGGCCCAAUGAGAAGAUCCAGGCAGUUAUUGAUUCAGGGGUCUGCAGGAGGCUGGUGGAGCUGCUCAUGCACACCGAUUACAAGGUGGCCUCUCCUUCUCUGAGGGCUGUUGGAAACAUCGUUACAGGAGAUGACAUUCAGACGCAGGUGGUGUUGAACUGCUCUGCUCUCCCCUGCCUCCUGCACCUGCUCAGUAGCGCCAAGGAAUCCAUCAGGAAGGAGGCGUGCUGGACCAUCUCCAACAUCACAGCAGGAAACAGAGCACAGAUUCAGGCUGUUAUAGAUGCAAACAUCUUCCCGGUCUUGAUAGAAAUCCUCCAGAAAGCAGAAUUCCGCACCAGGAAGGAGGCAGCAUGGGCGAUCACUAAUGCCACGUCAGGUGGCACACCCGAGCAGAUCAGGUAUCUGGUGAAUUUGGGCUGCAUUAAACCUCUCUGUGAUCUGUUGACUGUGAUGGACUCCAAGAUAGUGCUGGUGGCUCUGAAUGGUCUGGAGAACAUUCUCAGACUGGGCGAGCAGGAGGCCAAACAGAACGGCAGCGGCAUCAACCCUUACGGCAGUCUCAUAGAGGAAGCCUACGGGUUGGACAAAAUCGAGUUCCUACAGAGUCAUGAAAAUCAGGAGAUCUACCAGAAAGCCUUUGACCUCAUCGAGCACUACUUUGGAGUAGAGGAAGAGGAUGCCAGUCUGGCACCACAGGUGGAUGAGAACCAGCAGCAGUUCCUUUUCCCCCAGCAGGAGGCUCCCAUGGAGGGCUUCCAGCUAUAACCAGCCUCCAGACCCUUCCCGGCCGCCCCCUGACCUUUACACCCCUCCCCGCACCCCAUACCCUUACCGAAACAUACAUCGGAAACACUCAGAGCGCAACGAUUGACAUCUGAGUGAACCAAAUUUCGACCUACGACCCAUGACCCAGACUGAUUUAUUUAGACACUGAGGUGUGUUAUAAGCAGGGGAACCAAUCCACUGCCCUGUCACACCCAAGAGAGAGCUGGAUUUUAGUUUAUUUCAUUUUGUCCCCCUCAAUGAUGCAGCUAAAUAAUCAUCCCCCUCAGGUAGAAAUCGUGGCGCUGUGUCCUCCUUUCUUUUUUUAAGGCAAGGUAUGCUUCAGUUUUCCCUUUUCACUGAAAGAUGAGAGAAUCGUUUGCUCGUCUAAUGA